Molecule: messenger RNA, 921 nt
Organism: Toxoplasma gondii ME49
Lineage: Eukaryota; Apicomplexa; Conoidasida; Eucoccidiorida; Sarcocystidae
Exons: 1
Coding region: 1-921 (306 amino acids)
Source: RefSeq, a predicted model, not a curated record
AUGAUUUUCCGCCAGCUGCUUUCGUGUCUUGUACACGUCGCCGCUAUCAGUGCGGCGUGUAUCUUCCCUGGAUUCGGCGUCAGCGGGAAAGAAUCUGUCGUGGGGGAGUCUAGACCUCACAAAGCGCAUCUACAGAACUAUUCGAACGUUGAGACAGCAACCACAAAUGCUUUUCAAAUUUCAUCCGACGUGUACGACCCGUCGGCUGCAAGAUGCAGCCAUCUAUCACUCAACACACGUCCCUGCUCUUUUCAAGGAAACAUGGGCAAGUCUUCUAGUGUCCAAGAAACACCUCGGCUUUCGAAGAAGACGGCGGGGGAUCCUGUGAGAGAACACACGGACAACGUUCUCUUGCUAAGACAGAGCAAAGCCGCUUCCACCAGUCCAGUAAAAAGAGUGACCAACGGAAGCAUUCGCACGGACGAGACCACUCACAGCGGGUGCGAGGAAGACGAAUUUCAAGAUGUGAUCCGUACCGAGGAAAUGGACCCACAGGUUGUUCUGGUUGAAUCUUCCAAAAAUCGUGGCCUCUAUCUACGUCCUCCCCAGCUUCCUAGCGACAUUUCAGCUACUGAACUGUCGACGUUUCUUGCACGGCUGAUGGGAUCUCCACUGUUGUUUUACGGCCCUUUCGACAAUCCUGAUGACCCCACACUCUUGACCGCUGCUGCCUUAGAAGCCGCCACAUAUUGGUCGAAAUCUAUUGAAAAUUUGGGCACUGUUCUUGAUGUUUUGUAUACUGCCUGGGAACGUCUGAUUCUCCUUCCCUUCAGCAUCAAACGCUCACGGUCAUCCUUUCUGAAACAGCCUGCACAACCGGAUCCAGUGAUUCCCUCUCCUGGCUCACCGCAACCCAAUCCUGCCCCUUCUCCCGGUAAUCCUCAGCCUGGACCCUCUCCUUCGCCCGGUGGCUCACGUUAG